Molecule: messenger RNA, 216 nt
Organism: Geodia barretti
Lineage: Eukaryota; Metazoa; Porifera; Demospongiae; Tetractinellida; Geodiidae
Source: the annotation of a GenBank genome assembly
GCACAAUACACCCACACUCUGACUGUGACUAUAGCAGGAGUGUACACAUGUACUGUGGCUAACGAAAAGCCAUCUAGUGCUUCAGCCAGCAUCACCCUUGAAGUGGCCUCAGCUCCAACUGAUGUCAGAGCAGUCCAAGAUGGUCCCUCCAGUAUCAGUGUCACCUGGACCCCUCCAAUUCCGUUGGGAUUACGACUGGCUACAAGAUCUCCUACA